Molecule: messenger RNA, 2426 nt
Organism: Pyrus x bretschneideri (Chinese white pear)
Lineage: Eukaryota; Viridiplantae; Streptophyta; Magnoliopsida; Rosales; Rosaceae
Product: reticuline oxidase-like
Exons: 1
Coding region: 496-2217 (573 amino acids)
Molecular function (GO): FAD binding; oxidoreductase activity
Source: RefSeq, a predicted model, not a curated record
GGUUAUGGGUUGUAAAGCAAUAUCAAGUAUACAGAUAAAUGGAAGGGUGAGAGAAAGAUAGAAAAAGAAUAUUAAUGAUAUAUAAUUCCAAUAUGUAAGGUCUAUGAGUCAUCUCAUAUAAAGGGAAUGUAAUAAAGCAUCAAUACUGAUUGAUCCAUAAUUAGACAAAUCCGUGCAUAGAACAAAAAAUCAAGAGCCCCGAGCCAAUAAAGACUGAGAAGGUUGACUCAAGAAUCAAUUUAAUUGGAGGCUCCGUUGUAAAAUUCAGACCUAAUCAUUAAUCGAGAAGUGGUGGGAACGACAGAACCUGUGAAUGCAUAAGAUUCUAUUGAAAACGAAUCCUAAUGAUUCAUUGAGUAGGAUGGCGGAACGAACCGGAAACCUAUUCAUUUAUUCUGAGAGGUCAUGUCAUAGACUAUGCAUUUAUUCAUUUAUAUCAUGAUAAUGUGAUAGUGUCACCUGCUUCAUCUACCCGAAUCGAGGUAGCAACUAAACAUGGCAGAAAGAAACCGAUACACGAUUCAAUCCCCUCUCUUGUUUAUUAUGUGCCUUCUCGUUCCUUGUUUAGCUGAAUUUCCUGAGGAUCAAAUCACUUUUUGUUUGACGCUUCAUGACAUCAACAACUUUACCACAUUCCCUAACACGGAAAAUGAGUCUGCAGCUUACUACAAGCUGCUCAACUUUUCCAUCCAAAAUCUUCGUUUCGCUGAUCCUGCCCUUCCUAAGCCAGUAGCCAUCAUACUUCCCGAGAGCGUUGAGCAGCUAAUAAACUCUGUGUCAUGCUCCAGACAAGGGUUGUUGGAAAUCAGAGUAAGGAGCGGCGGACACAGCUACGAAGGGACAUCAUCCGUUGCUGUAGACGGAGCUCUGUUUGUGAUCAUCGACAUGAUGAACUUGAACGGUGUGUCGGUGGAUUUGGAAACCGAAACUGCAUGGGUGGAAGGAGGUGCAACGCUGGGUGAGACAUACCAUGCGAUUGCCCAAGCAAGCAAUCUUCAUGGGUUCUCCGCCGGGUCAUGCCCAACUGUAGGCGCUGGAGGCCAUAUUGCUGGCGGUGGAUUCGGACUCAUGUCGAGGAAAUACGGACUUGCAGCCGAUAACGUGGUGGAUGCACUACUUGUUGAUGCAAAUGGACAACUGUUAGACCGACAAGGCAUGGGAGAGGACGUGUUUUGGGCAAUUAGAGGAGGUGGUGGGGGUGUUUUCGGGAUUGUCUAUGCUUGGAAAAUCCAGUUGUUGAAUGUGCCACAAGUUGUAACUGCUUUCGUAGUGUCUAGAGCUGCUUCUGCUGCUGCAGGAGGAGGAGGCAACGAAAUCUUUAAUCAUAAUGUAGCAAAGCUGGUAGACAAGUGGCAACACAUCGCACCUUACUUGGAAGAUGAUUUCUACAUUUCGUGCUUUGUCGGCGCUGGGUUGCCAGAGGUCAAGACUACUACCGUUACUGCUACUAGUAGUACUAAUAUAUCAGCUACGUUCAAAGGGUUUUAUCUGGGUCCAAGAAGCAGCGCCGUGUCCAUCCUAAACAAAGUUUUUCCUGACUUGGGUGUUGCAGAAGAAGAUUGCGCAGAAAUGAGUUGGAUCGAGUCCAUCGUGUUCUUCUCCGGCCUAAGUAAGGGAAGCUCAGUGUCCGACUUGAGAAAUCGAUAUCUGCAAGGCAAGGGAUUUUUCAAAGCGAAAUCGGAUUACGUUAGGACCCCAAUUUCUUACAGAGGGAUAAGGGCAGCCCUGGAAAUACUUGAGGAGGAGCCGAAAGGGUACGUGAUUUUAGACCCUUAUGGUGGGGUUAUGCAUGAUAUAAGCAGCGAAGCCAUUGCCUUUCCUCACAGAAAAGGUAACCUCUUUACAAUUCAGUACCUGGUGGAAUGGAAAGAAGAAGAUAAUCACAAAAUAAAUGACUACAUAGAAUGGAUAAGAAGAUUCCACAAUGCAAUGACGGAGUAUGUUUCAUGGGGUCCUAGGGCUGCUUAUAUCAACUAUGUUGACCUCGACCUCGGACUGAUGAUGCGGCAGCAGUUUCCUUUAAAUAAUAAUUUGGUUAAGGAUGAUGAAUCUGACGCUGUGGAAAUUGCCAGGAAUUGGGGUGAAAAGUACUUCCUAAAUAACUACGACAGAUUGGUGAGAGCAAAAACACUUAUUGAUCCAACCAACGUUUUCAGGAAUCAACAAGGGAUUCCUCCGAUGUCGUCGUCUUUGUCUUUGGUGGUGCUCGAUCAUUAGGCGCACGUACGCACGCAACGCAGCUGAGUGGUACGUACGUUGUGCGUGGUAUAUACGUGAUGUCUGCGUAGUGCAAUUUGUAUGCAUAUGCUGAUAUGCUAAUACUACUAUAUAUAUAGCGUAUUAGCUAGCAUGGCAGCUGCAGUAGAUGAAUCAAUAUACAGUAUAUAUCCAUCAUUCAAUAACAAGCAAACUCUUUUUUUUUUUAU